Molecule: messenger RNA, 1136 nt
Organism: Corylus avellana
Lineage: Eukaryota; Viridiplantae; Streptophyta; Magnoliopsida; Fagales; Betulaceae
Biological process (GO): cellular response to heat
Source: RefSeq, a predicted model, not a curated record
CAACAACAAAUAUUUAACGUACAGAAAGAAAAAAAUAAACACAUUUAUUUAGAUCAUGGAAACCAAGCAACAAGUUCCUGCUAAUCGUGUUUAUGAGGAUAUUGAUCCUUCAACGGAGUGGGCAAGAGAGCAAGAUCAUGACACUCUAAUCCUUGUUCUACCAGGUUUUAAAAGGGAUCAACUAAAGGUUCAGGUGACCUCAACUCGUAUCCUGAGGGUCUCCGGCGAACGCUUGCUUGAUAACAACAAAUGGCGGCGUUUCCAAAAGGAAUUCCCCAUCGCGUCAAAUAUCGACACUAAUUCAAUCACUGCGAAGUAUGAAAACGGCAUGCUGUACAUCAAACACCCUAAAUUGUUGACGCUGACAAGAUCACGGGAACAGGCAAAACCAGCUGCGGAAGCUAAGCCCAAAAGUGAUCAGCCACGACCGAUUCUGAAGAGUGCUCAACAACCACCUGCGGUGGCUCCGAGGCCUCAACAAAUGCCGAAAAGUGACCAGCCACGACCGACCCAGAAGAGUGCUCAAGAGCAGGCUGCUCAACAAGUUUCUUCAAAGUCGCCGGCCAAUGCGGAUAAACAAACAGAGGGGAAAACCACCGCACAAGCAAAAGGUAACGAAAUUAGCGAGGCGAAGAAGGAUUCCCAAAAGACGCCGGUACUGGAGAUGGAGAAGGAAUUACCAAGCGACCGUGCAAAUAAGAAGCAGAGCACAUCAUCGCCGGAAGCCGAGAAAGAAACGAUCCGUUCGUCGGAGAAAGCCGGAAAAGUUGCAGGCGCAAGUGAGAAGCAGAAAACCCAUGGGGAUGCAAAGAAGAAGGAGAAACGACCAAUAGCUGAAAAUGAUGAGCAAGAGGGUUAUACGCAAUGGAUUUAUAGUUUGGCGAUGGAGCUGAAGAAGCCGAAGAAAUUGGUCAACUUAAUUGUGGCGGCACUUUUGGUCGUGGUAUUUGUGUUAUAUGCUAAACAUGCAGCCAAGCAGCCUAUUAGCGAACCUAAAAGUAAACUCCCAUAAAUGUAUUUUAUGUGUAUAUGUUCAACUUGGCACUAGCUAAUUCAGAUGCCAAUGAAUUUAUUUAAUAAUGUGGCAUUUCAUUAUGUUUGUGUGGAAGAAAAUAAUGAUCAAACAUUUGAUUAUU